This is a messenger RNA of Stylophora pistillata, 1371 nucleotides long. RefSeq lists its product as uncharacterized. Lineage: Eukaryota; Metazoa; Cnidaria; Anthozoa; Scleractinia; Pocilloporidae. The record is from RefSeq and is a predicted model, not a curated record. Gene Ontology annotation, molecular function: protein kinase activity; ATP binding. Gene Ontology annotation, biological process: protein phosphorylation.
AUGUCGUCAACGAUUCCUCUUUUCCUAUGUAACAACUGGGAUCAAGUAUCCGAACAAGAGGCUGAUUCCAUGAAACAUCGCGUCGUCAGGGCACUCAGAGAAGAAUGGCAUGAAUUAGACCCAGAUUUUCAAAUCAUUUACAUUUCAUCGCCUAACGCCACAAACGGUGGACUAGUUGUUGAGGAGUUUGCGUUGCUGAUGGAUGCUGUUAAAUCCAGCGCCUUGCAAAAUAUUAAAGCAACGUUGCAAAGGCAGUGGCGGGAGCGACUUCAGAACACGAUUGCUGCAUGGGAAGACGAGAACCAAAUGUUGUCUCGCGCUCGCACCUUUAUGGUCCAACUCUCCCACCAGCGGUUUGAUGAAAGCAAGAGUUUCCUUCCUUUCCGAUACCUUGAGAACUCCGUCAUCGCCGAUGAUUAUACUGGUGGACCAAAUAUUUGCCUGACCUCAAAUGACUUCGGCGCGGCCCAAAAAGUUAUGAUUGGGGUGACAAGUCCAAUUUGGGUUCCAGUUGGCUUAGCAGUUUUAGUUGGCAGUGUCCCUGUCAUUGGUGCCGUGAGUCUUACAAAGAAGGUAGCAAAUAUGAUCGAUUCAAGAAAAUACGAGAAAGAUAAACUUGGUUUCAUAGUGCAAGCCUCCCGUGAGUACCUUUGUAAUGUGGCUAAAGAACAACAGCUGUGGUUGUUCGUGGAAGAGCAGCUCAAAGAUGUUCGGGUUUACCUUACGCAGGUUUCAUCUCGAUUGCGUGAGUUUAUAGACGCUGACAGAAUGCUGUGCCAGCAGCUCAGGGAUGAGAUUCGUUCAGGAAAGGAAAUUAAAGAAUUCUAUGGUCCUUUAGAAGAGAUGAGUGUCAGAGUAAAAGAAAAGAUUGCCCUAUUUUUCAUUAGAGAAGUGCAGAGUUUGGAAAUAAGCCAUAAUGACUUGAAGUGGUUUGAAGACGAUCAAAGUUCACUUCUUGGAAAUGGAGCAUCCGCUUCAGUUUAUCGAGGAACAUUCAGGAUACCAGGACAAAGAGAGCCAACCCAGGUGGCUGUGAAAUUGUGGAAUAAAGAACUGAACGAAUCCACCGCGAUUGGCUUCCUUUCGAAGACAGAAAUACUUCAGAAGCUUGACUUUCACUUCAUUGUCAAGUUCUUUGGGACAGCAUUGCUUAAGAAAGGCGAUCGAUAUCGGGUGAUCCAUGUCAUGGAAAUUUGCGACGAAAACUUGAUGAGUCGCAUUUUUCAGAAUCCUGAAAAUAUACCUGGUAUGUCCGUAAAAACAACCGCGGAGAAAAAUGUACUCUGCUGGGCCAAGGACAUAGCUGAAGCUAUAGAGUUCAUACACAGCCAGGGUAUUGUUCACCGCGGCCUCAAGCUGGUAAAAAUUUUG